Molecule: messenger RNA, 485 nt
Organism: Coregonus clupeaformis (lake whitefish)
Lineage: Eukaryota; Metazoa; Chordata; Actinopteri; Salmoniformes; Salmonidae
Product: dynein beta chain, ciliary-like
Biological process (GO): microtubule-based movement
Cellular component (GO): dynein complex
Molecular function (GO): dynein light intermediate chain binding; minus-end-directed microtubule motor activity; dynein intermediate chain binding
Source: RefSeq, a predicted model, not a curated record
UUUAACGUGGUGUUCCACAAGGCGGUGGAGCAGGCAGAGGUGUGUGAGGACGUGAGGAGCAGAGUUAACACUCUAAUAGACGACAUCACCUACUCCACCUUCAACUACAUCAGCAGAGGCCUGUUUGAGAGAGACAAACUCACCUUCACUGCUCAACUCGCCUUCCAGUUGUUGCUGAUGAGUAAGGAGAUAGACGUACGAGUACUAGAUUUCCUGCUCCGCUUCAACAUCGACCACAGCUACAUCUGUCCUGUAGAUUUCCUCUCCAACCAGGCCUGGAGUGCCAUAAAGACAAUGAGUUUCACUGAUGAGUUUCGUGGUUUGGACCGGGACAUCGAGGGCUCCCCUAAACGCUGGAAAAAGGUGGUAGAGUCCGAGUGUCCGGAGAAAGAGAAGUUUCCUCAAGAGUGGAAAACAAAAAGUUCCCUACAGAAACUCAUCAUGAUGAGAGCCCUGAGGCCUGAUAGGAUGACUUACGCUGUCAG